Molecule: messenger RNA, 2097 nt
Organism: Quercus robur (English oak)
Lineage: Eukaryota; Viridiplantae; Streptophyta; Magnoliopsida; Fagales; Fagaceae
Product: putative disease resistance protein RGA3
Exons: 1
Coding region: 1-2097 (698 amino acids)
Biological process (GO): defense response to other organism
Molecular function (GO): ADP binding
Source: RefSeq, a predicted model, not a curated record
AUGGAGGGACUUCUAGCCAAGUUGAGAUCAAUUUUUGUAGAGCAACACAUUAGUAUUGAGUUGGGUUUCAAGGAAGGGCUAACAGACCUUUUUAGCUUGUUAACCAAAAUUCAACUUGUGUUAAAUGGUGUUGAGAAAAGACAAGCAAGUGAUGAGUUUCUGAGGAGUUGGUUAGAAGAGCUUAGACGUGUUGCUUAUGACAUUGAUGAUGUGCUAGACGAGUUUGGCUAUAACAUCCUUCAGCAAAAGGUACUAAACUACUCUUCAUCCUCUAAUGAAAUUAUCAAUAUGGCAAACGAAAUUAAGACUAUCUGCAAAUCAUUAAAUAGACUUAAAGGUGACAUUGCUAGUUAUGAAUUUCGAGCAGAGUUUGAGAAUUCGAUUCCUGAGAUUAGCUUUAACAUGGAGAUAGACUCCUUCCUCGAUGAUUCAAAAGUUAACCAAAAUGUUAGAAAUAACAUUGUUGAAGCAACCUAUUGUGAUAGAGUGACAGAAAUCACAAAGACUUUUACUCAAUAUGAAUUAACAGAAUAUGAAUGUUGGCUCAAAUUCAAGAAAAGAGCAUCUGCAAAUGAAAGACUUUUAGCUCUAGAUUUGGAGAAAAUUGGAAAGGAGAUUGUUAAAAAAUGUAAAAGGGUUCCAUGGGCUGCAGAAUUUUUAGGGAGAAUAAUGUACUUUAUACAUGAUAAAGGUGAAUGGCUAUCAAUUCAAAAUAAUAAAAAUUGGGAUUUACUGGACGAUAGAAAUAAUGGAGUGUUUCACAUAUUAAAGUUAGGUUAUGAUCAUCUUCGAACACCAUCUUUGAAACGAUAUUUCGCAUACUGUGCAAUUUUCCCUAAAGAUUAUAACAUGAAAAAGGAUGAAGUAAUUCAGUAUUGGAUGGCUGAAGGGUUCCUUGAACCAUCAAAAGAAGGUAAUACAGUGAUGGAAGAUAUUGGUAACACGUAUUUCAAUAUUUUGUUGGCUACUUCCUUUUUCCAAAAUGCUAGAAAGGAUGCCUGUGGUGAUAUCAUUAGUUGCAAAAUGAAUAAUUUGGUGCAUGAUUUUGCCAUUUCAAUUUCAAAAUUUGAAAUUCUAAUUUUGGAGGGAGAUUCUAUGGAUAAUGUUAGUAAAGUACAACCUUUAUUUGUUCGAUCUGAUGGCAAAACAAGACCAAGAACUUCAUUUAGUGGAGAUAGUUCCAUAAAAAUGCGCACAUUAAUUUCAGAAAAUCUAAACUUUGAUGACAUCUUAUCAAAUUUUAAAUGCUUACGUGUUUUAAAAUUAUCCGGGCAUAGUAUAAUAAGGUUGCCAAAUUCAAUUGAGCAGUUGAUAAAUUUGAGGCUUCUUCACAUCUUGCACACUGAAAUUGAGGAAUUUCCAAAAUCCAUUACCAAACUCUACAAUUUGCAAACUUUAAGAAUCGAAGAUUGCCCUAAACUCAUGAAGCUUUCGGAAGACCUAUGCAAUUUGAUUAACUUGAGACAUAUUAGUAUUAAUAUUGGUCUUUUGAUAAAGUCAUGGUACAGAGAUAGUCUACUAAAAAAUAUGGGACGGUUGACUUGCCUUCAAACAUUGAAUUCUUUUAGUGUGGGUCGAGAUGAAGGUUAUAGGAUUAAAGAAAUGGGACCCUUAAAGAAUCUCAGAGGAGAAAUAAACAUAUACAAUUUAGAGACGGUGAAAGAUGAGGAAGAAGCCAAAAGUGCAAAAUUAAAAGAAAAGGAAAUAUUCAAGUUGGGAUUAUUUUGGAGUCGUUUUCAUGGACAAUUGGAUAGGUAUGAUAAAGAUGAAAAGGUGUUGGAAGGCCUCCAUCCUCACCCAAAUUUGAAAAGCUUAACAAUCGCAUGGUAUGGAGGAAAGAAAUUCCCCUCUUGGGUUAAUGAUUUGUCGCUAUUUCACAAUCUGAUUCAUAUCAUAUUGAAUUCGUGUGAGGAAUGUGAAGAAGUUCCCACUCUCGGGCAUUUACCCUGUCUUAGGGUUCUUGAAAUAGAAGGCAUGGGGAAGGUAAGAAGUAUAGGAAGUGAGUUUUACGGUAACAGUGAUGGGAGUUAUAGAAAUGCUACUACAUUAUUUCCGGCAUUGAGAAUACUCAAAUUGGAGUACAUGAGUUUACUCUAG